Lacerta agilis (Sand lizard) is the source of this 2412-nucleotide messenger RNA. Its product is annotated as zinc finger protein 777-like. Gene Ontology annotation, biological process: regulation of DNA-templated transcription. Lineage: Eukaryota; Metazoa; Chordata; Lepidosauria; Squamata; Lacertidae. The coding region runs from base 175 to 1935 and encodes 586 amino acids. The record is from RefSeq and is a predicted model, not a curated record. The transcript has 8 exons.
AAACACAGAACCGCGCAUGCGCGGCAGCCGUGUUAGUGAGACGGCUCUGAUGCAGCCAAGUUGCAUAGAAGAGAGAGUUGUGGCAGGUGCAGCUGUCAUGUAAUAACACCCACUGAAAUCUGCACCCACUGAAGUUAUCUCUUUUGCCAAGUAUUCCAGCUUCAGUGUUUCAACAUGGAGCCCCGGCAGCCAGUGCCUUCGCAACCCGAACAGAAUUUUGUCCGAGAUGCCAAGCAGAACAUGGCCGAGCUCUCUCUCUGGACGGUGGUGGCUGCAAUCCAAGCCGUCGAGAGGAAGGUGGAUUCUCACGCCACACGGCUGCUGAACCUGGAACGGCGGAUGGUGACCAACGAAAAGAAAUACGUGGACUGUGAGAAUGCCGUGGUGGACUUUGGCAACCAGAUGGAGUGCAAGUUGACUGCUCUGGGGACGCUGAUUCAGGAGUACGGGCUGCUGCAGAGGAGGCUAGAGAACAUGGAGAACCUGCUGAAGAAUCAGAACUUCUGGAUCCUGAGGCUCCCUCCAGGCUCCAAAGGGGAAACCCCCAAGGUGCCGGUGACCUUUGAGGACAACUCCGUCUACUUCUCGGAGCAGGAAUGGGGGAACCUGGAUGAAUGGCAGAAGGACCUCUACAAGAACAUGAUGAAGAGCAACUACGAGUCGUUGGUCUCACUGGACUAUGCAAUUGCUAAACCUGACCUUCUGUCCCGGAUUGAGCAAGGUGAACGUCCCUGUGCAGAGGAAGAGGAGGUCCCUAAGGAGAAAGAGAUUUCUUCGGAGCCCAGCCCAGAAGCCUUGGUUUUUAGGCCUGGCCUGGCCUGCCAGAUGGAAGGGAGAGAAAACGCACAUGUCAUGGGAGACCAGGAGAAAGCAGAAGGAAGGGCAGCCCCGAGCGACCACAGCGUUGACUAUGGGGCUGCCGGGUCCUCCUUUGGCACUCCAGGGAAGCGGGAGCAAGAGGUGAACCUCGAGGGCCCGGAGGGCACGGAGGAAGGCGAGCUGCGCAUCAAGCCUCGCGCUGAUGACGGGCUGGCCUUCAAAGCAGAGGUCCUGCAGGCCCAGAAAGCGCUGUGCGAGAGCUUGGGGCUGCAGUGCACCGAAGACGCCGCCCUCCACGGCCCCCACCCAGGGACUGCCUCCCUCGGGAGCCGCUACAGCACCCUGAUGCACCAGCGGAGGCACCCGGAGAGCCAGGCGGAUGAGGCCCUUCCCGGAGAGGGCAGCUUUGGCGGCGGCGGCAGCCCCAUGGCGGGGUUCCAGCGCGAGAGGCCGGGGGAGAAACUGUUUGUGUGCCCCGAGUGCGGGAAAAGCUUCCGGCUGCACAAGAGUUUGCUGAUCCACCAGCAGAGCCACGCGGCGGGCGGAGGCUACCGGCCGCAGUGCGAGAAGAGCUUCACCUACAAGCAGCAGUUCACCCUACACCAGCGCAUCCACACCGGGGGCGGCGCCUACACGUCGGUGGCCUGCGAGGAGACCUUCAAGCAGAGCCACAACCUGAAGGCCCUCCCCAGGGUGCCGGCCGGGGAGAAGCCGUACGGAAGCAGCACCAAGUGCGUGAAGACUUUCAACCUCAAGUCGUCCUACCGGCAGCACCCGAAGGGGCACGGGCGGGAGAGACCCUACAAGUGCAGCCGCUGCCCCGAGAGCUUCUCGCAGAAGAAGAGCCUGGUCACCCACCAGCGGCUGCACUCGGGGCGGGGCGGCGGCAGCUCCUUGGCCUGCCUCUACUGCGGCAAGAACUUCAGCCACCCCUCGGACCUGGUGCGGCACCAGCGCAUCCACACCGGGGAGAGGCCCUACCGGUGCGGGGAGUGCGAGAAGAGCUUCACCCAGAAGCAGCAUUUGCUGCAGCACCAGAAGAUCCACCUGCGGGAGCAGAACCGGCUGAUGGGGACGGCCGUCCGGGAGGCCCUGCUGGACGCCAUCUUCAUCUAGCAGCCCCCUCCCACCGUCACAGGGGCUUCCUCCCAGGGAGGGGGGGGGAAGAAGGGCAGGGAGGGAGGGGGUGGAGAAAUAGACUGUUACCUCAGAAACUGGGCCCCCGGGGCUGCGAGGGGGCUUCUCUGCGACCUCCCUCCUAGCCUGGAGUUUAGGGUCCUGUAGACUGUCGGGUACUCGAUAGGACCUUUUUUUCUUUUAAGGGUGACUAGAGAUUGUUCAUAGUUGCUGAAGAAAAAACAGUGCCGUUGGUAGUAAGGAAAAAUGCUUCUGGGAUUGUCUUUUCUGUCUCGUUCGGAGUGUACCAUACUGUAGCUGCCCCUUCCCACUAUCUCCUUCCCACCCCCCGGUUGCCAGAGGGACAUUUUCACUUCAUCAUAACUCAAGACAGAUGACUGUUGGCCCAGAGAUGGCGCACCCUUUCACCUUUUUCUGUAAACACCGAUUUCUCAAAACCAAACACUUUUAUAUACU